UCCUCCUGCUAGAGAUUGAGACGGAGCUGGCACCGAGUAGCGAUACGGGGGGAGCUGUAACACCACGGAGGAAAAAAAGCGAUUACACCCCAAAUACCAGCGGGUUUUUGAUCGCAGUUGUUUGGGUGUAUCCGGGAAAAGGGCUGUGCGGGUGGUAGUUUGGGUAGAGGGCUAAAUUUAGAAGCGGGCGGUCGAGGAUAGCAGUCUAUUUUUCAACAACCAACUCCCCAGAUGAACUCCGUCAGAGCCACCAACAGGAGACCCAGGCGAGUGUCGAGGCCGCGCCCGGUGCAGCCCGAACGGAACAACGGGGAUAGAGAUGAGGAGGCUCCUGCAGCAGCUGCAGCAGAGAUGGCUAUUGAGGAGUCCGGUCCAGGAGCUCAGAACAGUCCCUACCAGCUUCGACGCAAGACCCUGCUUCCCAAGAGAACCGCUGCUGCCUCUGCCACCGCCUCUGCCUGCCCCAGCAAGGGCCCAAUGGAGGGAGCUUCCACUUCAUCAACAGAGGCCUUUGGCCAUCGAGCCAAGCGGGCACGAGUGUCCGGUAAGAGCCACGACCUGCCAGCAGCCCCAGCAGAGCAAUAUCUGCAGCAGAAGCUUCCAGAUGAGGUUGUUUUGAAGAUCUUCUCCUACUUACUGGAACAGGACCUUUGUCAGGCAGCCUGCGUCUGCAAGAGAUUCAGCCAGCUUGCCAACGACCCCAUCCUAUGGAAGCGUCUAUACAUGGAGGUGUUUGAGUACACGCGUCCCAUGAUGCACCCUGAGCCAGGCAGGUUCUACCAAGUCAGCCCUGAGGAGCAUGAACACCCAAACCCCUGGAAGGAGAGCUUCCAACAGCUGUACAAAGGCGCUCAUGUAAAACCAGGCUUUGCCGAGCAUUUCUACAGUAACCCCGGCAGAUACAAAGGCAGAGAGAAUAUGCUGUAUUAUGACACCAUUGAGGAUGCGCUGGGCGGAGUACAAGAGGCCCACUUUGACGGUCUAAUCUUCGUCCACUCUGGCAUCUAUACGGACGAGUGGAUUUAUAUAGAGUCCCCCAUCACCAUGAUCGGUGCAGCUCCCGGUAAAGUAGCAGACAAGGUGGUGAUAGAGAACACAAGAGACUCAACGUUUGUCUUCAUGGAGGGCUCAGAGGACGCCUAUGUGGGAUACAUGACCAUCAAGUUUAAUCCUGACGAUAAGUCGGCGCAGCAUCACAACGCCCACCACUGUCUGGAGAUCACGGUCAACUGCAGUCCCAACAUCGACCACUGCAUCAUCCGCUCCACAUGCACAGUGGGUUCAGCUGUGUGUGUGAGUGGCCAGGGAGCGUGUCCGACCAUCAAACACUGCAACAUCAGUGACUGUGAGAACGUAGGACUGUACAUUACAGAUCACGCACAGGGCAUUUAUGAAGACAAUGAAAUCAGCAACAAUGCGCUAGCAGGAAUUUGGGUGAAAAACCACGGUAAUCCCAUCAUUAGACGUAACCACAUCCACCACGGACGAGAUGUCGGAGUGUUCACCUUCGAUCACGGCAUGGGUUACUUUGAGAACUGUAACAUCCACAGAAACCGCAUAGCAGGCUUUGAGGUAAAGGCCUACGCCAACCCCACAGUGGUGCGCUGUGAGAUCCAUCACGGCCAAACGGGAGGCAUCUACGUCCACGAGAAGGGGCGGGGACAGUUUAUAGAGAACAAAAUCUAUGCCAAUAACUUCGCUGGGGUGUGGAUCACAUCCAACAGCGACCCAACGAUACGGGGAAAUGCUAUAUUCAACGGUAACCAAGGAGGGGUGUACAUAUUUGGAGAUGGACGGGGUUUGAUAGAGAGUAAUGAUAUCUAUGGUAACGCCUUGGCGGGAAUCCAGAUCCGAACCAACAGCUGCCCCAUUGUACGGCACAACAAGAUCCACGAUGGACAGCACGGGGGCAUCUAUGUGCACGAGAAAGGCCAGGGGGUGAUCGAGGAGAACGAGGUUUACAGCAACACGCUGGCUGGAGUCUGGGUGACCACGGGCAGCACUCCUGUCCUCCGCAAGAACCGCAUCCACAGUGGCAAACAGGUUGGCGUGUAUUUCUACGACAACGGGCAUGGUGUGUUGGAAGACAAUGACAUCUACAAUCACAUGUACUCUGGUGUACAAAUAAGGACGGGGAGCAACCCAAAGAUCAGGCGCAACAAGAUAUGGGGAGGCCAGAAUGGAGGGAUUUUAGUCUACAACUCAGGUCUGGGCUUCAUCGAGGACAAUGAGAUCUUUGACAAUGCCAUGGCCGGGGUGUGGAUCAAGACGGACAGCAACCCCACACUGAGACGGAAUAAGAUUCAUGACGGCAGAGAUGGAGGCAUCUGCAUCUUCAAUGGAGGCAGAGGUCUGCUGGAAGAGAACGACAUCUUCAGGAACGCACAGGCCGGUGUGCUCAUCAGCACCAACAGCCACCCGAUACUCCGCAAGAACCGCAUUUUUGACGGCUUCGCUGCAGGUAUUGAAAUCACUAACCACGCCACAGCCACACUCGAGGGCAACCAGAUCUUCAACAAUCGCUUUGGAGGCCUGUUUCUGGCCUCUGGAGUCAACGUCACCAUGAAAGACAAUAAGAUUCUGAAUAACCAGGAUGCCAUUGAGAAGGCAGUGAGCAGGGGACAGUGCCUCUACAAGAUCUCCAGCUACACCAGUUACCCCAUGCACGACUUCUACAGGUGUCACACCUGUAAUACAACAGAUAGGAACGCCAUCUGUGUAAACUGCAUCAAAAAGUGCCACCAAGGGCACGAUGUAGAGUUUAUACGGCACGAUCGGUUUUUCUGUGACUGUGGAGCAGGAACGUUGUCCAACCCAUGCACGCUGGCCGGAGAGCCCACACACGACACAGACACUCUGUAUGACUCGGCGCCACCCAUCGAGUCCAACACGCUGCAACAUAACUGAAGGCGUCCGGUCCAGUUACACUCUCUCACACAAGCAUAUAAACACAUUACAUCGCACCACAGCCACACACCCACACGUACACAGUCACACACAGUCACAUACACACAUCCACUUGCAGCCAUAAGGACCCAGAGAGACUCUGUGAUUGCGGCGCUCUCAGAUGGGAUCGAGGUGAAAGAGGCUGCGGAGGAAGCAGCUUCCUGCCCGCUGCAGUCGAGACACGCUGCAGCGGCGGCAGGCUCCACCAGAGGGAGCAGAGGAGCUGAGGUAGACUGACAGAAUGGCCACAAGAGAUUUCCUCACUGGAGUAUUUCUUAUUGCAGUCUGUAGACAAAGAAGAAGAGAAGGGCUACGCAGAGGGGCUGUCGAUAGCGCCACUUUGGCAGCGUGUGAAGAUCCCCCACCCCCACCCCACACACCCCUGGUGUUAAUCCUCGGCUCCCAGCCCACUUUUUCUUCUUCUUCCUCACAAGAACUGCUGUCAAAGAGACUUCCUGCUUCCUCGCAGCUGCCAUCCCCAUUGGCUGCCCAGGCAGUUGUAACUAGGCAACGGAUGGGCGGAUGUUGCUCUGUUGUGUGUGGAUAAAGAGCAAGAUUGUGUGUGUGAUGGAGCACUUGGGCUUUUUUAAGAAAAAAAAAAUGUUCUGAUCAAUGGAUUUUAUUUCGAUGCUUUCUCAUGUAGUUUUGUAUUUUCAAGCAAAAAGCUGACUGUAUUUGAAUGUCUUUUAUUUUAUUAUAUAUUAUUAUAAUUAUUAUUAUUUUUUCUUUGGUUAGCAUCCCUCCUCCCUCCCCGACUCCAAGGCAGAGCGCAGAGACUCAGACGUCCCAGUGGUGAAAGUUCUUUCUGUGAAAGAGAAUCUCGUUUAAACACUAAAAACCCUCUCCAGUAUAUUAGCUUAAACGGCAGGUGGAGGGGCUCCACGCUUGUAUAAAGGUGUGUAUGUGAGUGUGUAAAUGUGUGUUGUGUACAGUGAAAGUUGUGCGUGUGUAUAUGUUUAUAAGUUGAUGCAGUCAGUGUUUUGUGGAGAGGGUUUCAAUGGGAGGCGUCAGAGCUCCUUUGAACUGGAACUGAAGAGUCAGUCUGCAGUCCUUCUCCCCCCCCCCCCCCCCCCCCCCCCCCCCCCCCCCCCCCCCNACCCCCACCCCCGUCCUCCUCCCCCUUCUCUCCCCCGUGUAUCGUGGUGACUGUGGCUCCUCAUGCAGCCUGAAUCGUAUGCAUGUACCAUAACAUCUAGACUUAAUAUAUUGUGAAGUAUUCAAUAACCAUUAUGUAGAUGCUAGUUGGAAUUCAAAAAGGGGUAUACUUUCUUAGAAAGACAAAAAAAGAAAACAGGAAACUGGCCAUUUCUAAGAAAAUAAAACUUUAUUAGAUCACAGGUG
Messenger RNA from Epinephelus moara (kelp grouper), 4287 nucleotides. It is a transcript of the gene fbxo11b, whose product is annotated as F-box protein 11b. Gene Ontology annotation, molecular function: zinc ion binding; protein binding. Lineage: Eukaryota; Metazoa; Chordata; Actinopteri; Perciformes; Serranidae. Gene Ontology annotation, biological process: ubiquitin-dependent protein catabolic process; regulation of apoptotic process; protein ubiquitination. Bases 232 to 2907 code for a protein of 891 amino acids. The record is from RefSeq and is a predicted model, not a curated record. The transcript has 22 exons.